AUGGCAGGGCGAGCGGCAGACCUGCCAGCGCAGGAGCCGCAUGCGCCACUGCCCGCGAAGCAAAUGGAACCAGCUCAGGCCACCGGCCAGAAGCCGGCACCAUCUUCUCCGCAGGAGCCUCCCGCUCCUCACAGCGCGCUGCAAGAGCUUGCAGCAGAGCCUGUAGUGGCAUCCGGUGAGGCGAGAACAGACAAGAAGCCAGACGAUGUGUUCGAGGCAACCAGGACAGCCAGCCAGCCAAAGAAGCGGGAGAGGUCCCAGGAGGCCAGCAGCAAGUCCGCCACUCUGCAGAAGAAGUUGGAUGAAGCUAAGGCUACAGAUGCCAAGGCCAGCAAGACAGCCAUCCUGCAAAAGAAGCUGGAUGAGGCCCGCAAGUCUUCGACCCCGAAAGCAGCGGAAGAGGCCCGAACGCCCGAGAAGAAACGGGACAAUGACAAGACCUCGAAGAGCCCGGGAGAGUCGCACCAGGAGGUGGGAGAAGCUUCCUCGUUGAAGAGGCCGACGGCUGCGCCAGAUGCAGGCACACCUGACAAGCUGGACCGCAUGCAGGGCGCAGUGUCGGACUUGAUGGAGAUGCAAGAAGCCGCCAAGCUUCGGCGGCAGAGAGUCCUGGAGAAGGCGAAGGGCGCGAAGGUGCAAGACGACAGAGCAGGAAAAACGCCCAAGAAGGGCAAAGCAGCUGAAGAACCGGAGGAGGCAGCCUACGAGGCAGAGGCGAGAACCCCCAAGAAGAAACGAGACAACGACAAGACCGCCAGGAGCCCGGAGGAGUUGCGGGAGGCGGUGAGAGCUUCCUUGCUGAAGAGGCCGAAGAGAGCGCCGGACCAAGAUGCGCCAGCCACCGAGGACAAGGCGGAAUCCCAGCCUGCAGAUCGCAAGGAAGGCCUGCUAAAGCGGAGCGCUCGCCCCAAGGCUUCGAGCAAGACUGGGUCGGAGAGCACCGCUGAGCCCUUCAACGUUUUCCGAGCGAAGGAUGGUGCAGACGCCCUCCUGAAGCCCGUCGCAAUGGAGCCCGCGAGCGAGAGCGAGUCGGAGCGCGGCGAGGCGCGCGGUUCGGAGCACAGGGACCGGCACUUGCUCGCGCAGCCCGUUCGGGCGGCGAGGCGCUCAAGCGAGUCGGAGGAGGAGGUGGCUCCUGACGCAAAGCUGCGGACGCCCAAAAAGCACAAGAAGCGAAGGAAGAGCGCCAAAGGCAAAGGCGCUGUGCCGACAGCCGCGCCGGCUCAGUCGGAACAGAAUGAACAGAGCACUCCGAGCACGCCGCUCAGCACGACGCCGAGCACGCCCGUUUCGGAGGAGGCCCCGCCCAGGGCCAAGAAGGAUCGCCGAAAGCGCCCGAAGGCGGCGGAGAAAGCGGAGACGGAGCGGACGCCGAAGGGCAAGCGGAAGACACCAAAGCGUGACAUUCCCGACUUUGCGGCCGAAGCAGAGAUCGGUCACGAGGCGAAGGAUGCGGAAGACAUCGAGAACAUCAUGUCCGUGAGUUCCGGAAGUGACCACACGGACUACGGCGUGAUCGAGUGCAGCUUCGUCUCCGAGAACGACGCGGCCCUGGGCUUGCGCCGCCGGAUCCAGCGCCACAAGACGCGCGCGCUGGAGGAGGCGACGAAGGAGGAGAAGAAGGCCAGGAAGAAGGCCAAGAAAGCAGCGAAGAGGGCUCUGAAGGCCAAGAAGAAGGCAGAGUCGGCCGAGGCAGCUGCGGGCUGCAGGCACGAAGAUGAUGACCCGAUGUGGGCCAAACUCAAGGACAGCUGGGUGUUGGGCUAUGGCUUUUCCUACGUCUACCGCCGAGCUGCGGCCUUGCGCCAGCCCUUCCAGCACGAGCACUUCGGUGAGGACUACCAGUUCCUGGUGGCGCUGCGCGAUGCCCCCGACAGCCAGGGAGUUCGCACGGUCCAUGACGAAGAGGGCUUGGUCUUGCACCUGCAGCAGGGUUUAAACCUCUCAAACUCCCACGCCCACCAGGAGGUCGACGCCGCCGGCGUUGCCGGCUUGGCUGUCGCGAAGCUUCCAGGCUUCUGCCCACCAACGCGCCUCCCAGAACUGGAGUCGCCUUUCAUAAGCAUGGGCGCCGCGCACCACAUGUUUCUCCGACCGCCUUCGUAUCCUGCAGCGGGAGCUCUGCGGCAGGCGCUGCGCAGGCUGGGAGUCGCUCGAUUCCCGCGGAGCCAGUGGCAGGAGGAAGAUGAUGCGCUCCUUUGCUUCUGCAUCUGGCGGCGGAGGGAGCUCUUCGUGGAACCAGGCAAAGUUUUUGCACCGGCCCCUCGCCUGUCUGGCGCGCGCCUUCCGGGCGAUGUGCCACGCACAGCAGCCGCAGAGUUGCGGGCUCUGAGGCAUGUGGGACGCCUCCUACUUAGCCGCUGCCCCACCCGCGCAGCCGCGCGAGCCGAGUGUGAGGGCUGGAUUCGACUUCAGGUUCGCCACUCCUCGCACAUCGCGCUGCUGGCCACGCUGUCGAGCCUGGCAUCGCUUUUCCCGCGAGUGCGCUUGGAAGUGGAGCUGCCUGGACUUGGCUUGGAGGAAGAAGCCCCGCAGAGACAGCAGGAGCUGGUUGGGGAGGGUCUGGGUGAUGAUGAUGACGAUGUGAUCCGAAUUCCCGGCUACGUCUUUGAAGAAAAGCUUGCCAUCGCCAACCAGUGGGCCUGCAACAUGCUGAGCCGGGAUCUGCAGGCGGAACGCGGGGUUGAAGCGGAGUGGCGGCGCACAGAGUAUGCAAAGUGGUGGCAUGCGGGCGUGCGACAGCUGCGGAAGUUGAUCGACAAAGUCUCCCGGAAGGUUGCACUGAACAUCGUUCGCCAGCAGGAGGUCCCCAAGGGCACAGGCCGGACCACGGACUCGGACCUGGCGAAUCCCAGCGCAGCAGGGCCAACGAAGGGAGCCGACCAAGAUGCGGAAGAGCCCAGGACAGCGGAGUCCGCUGAGAAGGUGGAGCGACCGCAGCUGCAGCCCACCAUCGUAGAUGUGGACAACCUCAGCUCCUUCAUCGGCCAGCCGCUCUUUCUCUCCAAGCGGCUCUUUGAAGGUGAGAUGCCUCCCGGCGUCGUCAUGGGCCUGGCCUGGACGAACCUGGGUGGCGCCACGCUCUUCAUCGAAGCCCGAGGUCGCAUGAUGGGAGGCCUAGACACAGAGUUCACCAGCGACAGCAUCAGCUUUCAGGUGGCCGAGCUGCCUCAGGAGAAGUCGGACUCCUCGACGCCGGAGCCGGUGCCCGGCGAAGAGGCCGGUGACUUGAGCACCAUGCAGGUCACAGGCCAGCUGGGGAGCGUCAUGAGCGAGUCCAGCAGCAUCUCACUGACGUUCGCGCGGAUGUUCCUGCGAGAGUUGUCGCCUGACAACUCCUACCUUGAUAAGGCUCAGAUCCACUUGAAUGUCCCGGAGAUUGCCACACCGAAGGACGGCCCCUCUGCCGGGGUGACGAUGGCCACGGCCUUGCUCAGCUUGGCCUUGAAGCAGCCCGUCAGGCCAGAUGUGGCGAUGACCGGGGAACUGACGCUGAUGGGCAAAGUUCUCAAGGUUGGUGGCAUCAAGGAGAAGGUCAUCGCAGCUCGCCGGGAGAAUGUCCAGACGCUGCUGAUGCCAAGGCAGAACGAAGCCGACUAUCUUGAGAUGAAAGAGUACCUCCGGGCCGGAAUGACCGCCCACUUCGUCGAUCAUUUCGACGACGUCUACCGCUUUGCCUUUGAGGGCCAAGAGGCUCCGCCACUCCCACGCGAGUCCCGCGGGCUGCCUGUGACGACCAUCGUCACAGCUUCUGAUGUUGCUCCACCACCUUUGAUCCAGGCGACUGUCACCACCGCCGACCUCAAUGGCAAUUCCGUCAGCGUGGCGGGUGGCUAG
Messenger RNA from Symbiodinium natans, 3837 nucleotides. The record is from the annotation of a GenBank genome assembly. Lineage: Eukaryota; Dinophyceae; Suessiales; Symbiodiniaceae.